Melospiza georgiana is the source of this 872-nucleotide messenger RNA. Its product is annotated as carbonic anhydrase 13-like. Gene Ontology annotation, molecular function: zinc ion binding; carbonate dehydratase activity. The coding region runs from base 60 to 872 and encodes 270 amino acids. Lineage: Eukaryota; Metazoa; Chordata; Aves; Passeriformes; Passerellidae. Gene Ontology annotation, cellular component: cytoplasm. The transcript is spliced from 8 exons. The record is from RefSeq and is a predicted model, not a curated record.
CCGUCCCAUCCCAGCCCGUCCUGUCCUGUCCCGUGCCGUGCCGGCAGGAGAGCAGAGCCAUGCUGCACUGGGGAUACGACGAGCACAACGGGCCUGCCCACUGGAAGGAGGUUUUUCCUGUCGCUAAUGGAGACCGUCAGUCACCCAUUGACAUCAAAACUGAGGAAACCAAGUAUGAUCCCUCCCUCCGUCCUCUAAAUCCCAGUUAUGAUCCAGCUUCUGCUAAAAUCAUCCUUAACAACGGGCACUCCACCAGUGUGGAGUUUGAUGACACCGUCAACAAAUCAGCACUGGAACUGGGCUUUGAAGUCUGUAACUGUUUGUUGCUGACUGGGGGGCCACUCAGCGGGACCUACAGGCUGCGCCAGAUCCACUUCCACUGGGGGUCCAAUGAUGAAGCUGGCUCUGAGCACACGGUGGAUGGGAUGAAGUAUGCGGCAGAGCUUCAUGUGGUCCAUUGGAAUGCAGAGAAGUAUUCCAGUUUUGUUGAAGCAGCUUGUCAGUCAGAUGGACUAGCAGUUAUGGCUGUAUUUCUGAAGAUUGGUGAAUGCAACCCUCAGCUGAACAAGAUUACUGACCGCUUGGACACCAUCAGAAUCAAGGGGAAAAAAGCACUAUUUACAAACUUUGAUCCCAGCUGUCUGCUUCCCAAGUCCCUGGACUACUGGACUUACUUUGGCUCUCUCACUGUUCCACCUCUUCUUGAGAGUGUCAUCUGGAUUGUUCUGAGAGAGCCCAUAAGUGUUUGUUCUGAACAGCUGGCCAAAUUCCGCAGCCUCCUGAGCACUGCUGAGGAUGAGGUCGCCUGCUGCUUGCUGAGAAACUUCCGGCCUCCCCAGCCCCUGAGGGGACGAGAAGUCAGAAGGAAUUGA